UUUUUGUAGCCGUCUCAAGUGGGGAUUCAAGAUCAUCAAUGUUUUUUUUAUGCUGUUAAUGUUUUGAUCUAUUCUGUUCGCUCUCUGCGUUGGAAGGAGAUGAGAGAAAUAGACUGAAACCUUUAUUAAUACCGUUUGAAACAGAUACGGGUCUCAAUGAGCCUUGCGCACAGUUUUGAGCGGAAUUCUGAAGCCAUUGACAAACUUGAAUUAUUCAAUUUCUUGAACGUGCACCAUGGUAACGUUUCGCGGAAGUGUAACGCAACAAAAAAGGAAAUCCACGGGAAUAGUUUUACGAUAGCUAACAGAGUUUUGGAAAGUGAAACUAUUUUCCAGUAGAAAGUAGUGCCUACCAGUGAUGUAAUAUAAAUUAUGUGAGUUAGUUGACCAGUUUAUUAGACAGUCAUACAGGGCCAUAGCAACGUAGCUAACGUUACUCUGAACAGCACGAUGCCUCUAGGCUAGCUAACUUUCGAUGGCGCAGCUGUCAUCAAACGACGUUACCACCAGACAUUAGCUAGCUAGCCUACGACGUUGCCAGUAAUUUCGGUUAGGCAUGAAUAUGCUUUAUAUAAAUUGUUAAGGGGUGCCCGCUGCUUUUCGGCGCUUCAAACUGAUAGGCAAGCUAACUCAUUGGAUAACGAUGAGUAACUUGAAUAUCGUGUCAUACAGUACUCAAGGUAAAACAAUGGCAUCUCAAGGCGCGUGUCUCAGUGGGACAGGUGUCUUUUACCAAGCGAUGCCAGCUGUGGGAACCGAUGGGAGAAAUGUUAUGAAACUAAUCCCUGUUCAAAAAGUCAACGGACAGUUUGUUCGAUCACCAACGGGCACCAUAAAGGACAUUGCUGAACCUAAACGAGAUGAUACCUCGAAUGUUCCAUCAAUUUCGAAGAGUAACAUAUCUAUUUCGGGACCCACAGCUAAAGAACACUUUGUGAAUAAAAGGCCAUUUUACGUGAGUACCUCUCCAAAUCCAGCCAAUCUGACAGGAAUAUAUCCUUCAGUGCGCAUCCAGACUCCCAUAGUAACAACAAAAGUUGCCCAAAGUGCAGGAUCCUUGACAUCACCUGAGUUUACCUGUGGGAACACAUUUGGCCUAACACUUAUAAAUAAGAAAAAGCUGCCAGUCGCUGUGAAAUCCCCAGCGCUUCCAAAUGGACAAUACCUUCAAAUUCCCCCUAAUGCACAAGUCAAAACCCUCCCAGCAUCCGCACUCCCCCCAGGCAUAAAGAGACAGAUAUUUACUUCAUCAACGACCUGUACCUCAAAUUCGCCAAUGGUUCUUUAUGUGUCCCCUGUCCAAACCAUGAAGCAUAGUUAUGUACCAACAUCUCCGAAGUCAGCCCCCUCACUCAGCCGACUUCCAAGGUCAUCUGGCCAAACACUUUCUACAUGCUCUUCAACAGACUCAAGACAGUGUUCUACUACUGCCAAGGAUGGCAAAAGACUGGUCACUCCGAUUAAGUGGGUGAUUGAGGAGGCAGAUGGCUUACCUGCUCCAUGCCUUGUUCCUGUGAAUUCAUCUUCUAUGACCUCAGAUAUCCUGAAAACUCUGGCAGAGAUGGAAACAGCCAGCAAAAUGUGUGAUCACACAGCAAAAAAUUAUUCACCUUCCCAAGAGGGUCAGACAAAAAUUGGACAAGAGAAGGACAAUGCCUUAGUGAUGUACAAUGGGAAGGUGUAUUUUGUGGUCAACAAAACCCCUGAGCUUUGUAACAGACCAUCAAAACCCUUGGAGGCCAGUAGGAACAUGGGUACCUCCUCCACGCAGGCAAAGGAAAAUGUUGGAUUCAAUCAGGGAAUCAGCGUACCGCCCUCCCUACCCCUGUGCUCCUCAUCUGGGUCACAAUUGUCAAAUAAAACCAGACCAGACCCAAAACACAUUGUCAUACCAGAUGAAAUCAUUGACCUCUGUGACGAUGAUUCCCAGGAUGACCUCACAUGCCAGGCAAUAUCAACAAAGGAUGUAACAAGGCAACUUUUCAGACAGUCUGAAGUUGAUGAGGACGAAGACUCCAAUGUAAUAUUUGUCUCAUACCUUCCACCCAAAGCGGUGCCUAAAGUAUGUGAAGGAGAAAUGUCUCAUAUGCUGGAUGACUUCGAAGCUGAACAAGAAAUGGUACGUAGUCAAAAGAAUUUGAAUGGCCAGGUAGUGGAUAGUCAGAACAAUGUAUCUGGCCUUUCAAUAGAAAGGUGUCAGAAUGUUGGUACUGCCCAAGACAUGGCAGACUGUCAAGGUAUUGCAACAGGCCAAGAGUUGAACUCCCGUCAGCAAAACAUCACUGGUCAGGAUUGGAAAAGACUGCACAUGGAAGGAUUUUAUGGCAGUGCAACUGGACUCAGAAUUGAGAACAUUCGUAGUGGUGCCACCACCCAAGAAAUGGGGAACAUCCAGAAUGAUGCCACUGACCAAAGCAUUGGAAAUAGUCAGCACAAUGUCUCCAUUCAAGAAAUGGAGAACAUUCCUGGAAGCACCGCUCUCCAAACAGAAAUGGAGACACACAAAAAAAAGAGCUCAUCAGAUCCCAUUCCUGAGCAGCAGACUUCCAUGUUGGACCAAGAAUCCCUGGAAACUUGUGAUCGCCUGCUGAAACAGAUGUUUGGGAUCACAUCUGAUGUGCAGAUAUGUUUGAAGAGGAUAGAUUCUAAGCCCAAGGCUAACCCUAAGGUGUUUCCUCAGAUUGGGACCACAAACAAACGUACCAUAGAGGCUAUUCGCAAAUUGUUACAGGGAUCAAUAUUUGUGACAAAAAAGAGGGUACAUAAUGAAACACAGGUCUCUGCCACAAGGAACAGUGAUGGUUGUCUAAAAGAUGCUAAAAGGCAGAAAAUAGAAAAAGUUGAAAAUGCAUUUAAAAGUUCAGAAAACCCAGAGCCCCUUACCAGUCCAACUCCUCAGCUGGACAUGCAGCCCCUUACCAGUCAAACUCCUCAGUUGACAUUGCAGCCCCUUACCAGUCAAACUCCUCAGCUGGACAUGUUAUUUGAUGGUGAACAAAUAUUUGUUCAUGAGGAACCGACUGUCAAUUAUUUUAUUUCAACCACAGAUGAAACAGUUGUCCCUUCCAAACCUCUGCCAGAUCUCGAUCUGGUGCAUAUUUCAAAACGAAGCUCAAACUCACCCGUUUCAUCUGUCCACCCACAAAUAAACACUGAAGCUAUGGAUUGCGCUCCUAGGCCCUGCUGUGGCACAGCAAGCAACAUAAAGCCAAACUCUAGAAGAAGAAGAAGGGGAAAAGGGAGAAGAUGCACUGCAUGUCCAUGUGAGGUGACUGGAACACAAGUACAAGUCAAAGCAAUGAGCACAUCAUCCACUUCACAAAAGGAGCCUGAUUCAUCUAAACCACCAAACACCAGGUCCUCAGGGAACCGUACCAGUGCAGUUGCAGAGUCGACUAAACAAAAGGGGAGAAAGUCCACAAAGGCUCAAGCGAAAGAUAAAGAGCCAGCAUCUAUGGAGAGCCAAUGUCCUUCAACUAUGAGUGAGCAGGGAAGUAGUACAGCUGGAGAGAUCCCAACCAGUUAUCUCUGCUCUACAGCACCCAUGGACCCUGAAGAAAUUGAGCGUCAUGAGAGAAUCAAACGACUGAAAGGACUCUUAAAGGAGAAGGAAGCUGCUCUUGAGAUGAUUAGAAAGAACAUGAGCUGAGUUGGAGAGGGACGGAAUCACUUUCCAAAUUCCAUAAUGUAUUUCAUAACUUUAGCCUUACAGAACUCUCAUCCAUCAUAUUUAUGUAAUUUAAGUUUUAUUCCCUGCAGGAAAUUAACUUAUUUUCAGUAUUGAAUGUUUAAUUCCAAAAUACAAUAAUUCCAGUAUUGAAAUGUAACUAACUUUGUUUUCCUUGUGGAUAAGUGUAGUGAGAGAAUAUAUUGAUGCAUUGACUAAGCAUCUUAAGAUGUUUUUGAAAAUAUUAACAUUUUACAGACUAGCAUUUUCUGAUGUUUGUAUUUCUGUUUCAUCAAGCUUUUGCUGUUUUCUAUAUUUGUUCUGCAAAGAUGGAUCACAAUGCCAUCUUCAAACUGCAUACAGAUACUUGUUGGCUUCCUUAAGAGUCAUUUAUUUUAUAAUGUAAUUGUUACAUUUGGUUAGUAGGCAUAAGUGUUUUUCUGUCUGUAAAUGAAAUUACUGUAACUCAAAACAUUUAAUAAAUCAUGUGUACUGCUCUUCUCUCCUUGUCUCCUCCAAAAUCCAUUGGAUGAAAAAGGCAGAUGUCCCUCCCCUCUGAGCUUCUGCUCCAAUGGGUUUUGAGAAGGAGACAGACUUCAUCUCCAAGGACAUCAUCCUGACAAUUUACCACACUCCAGGGGUAGACCACAGCAGCAGUCAAAGCCUAUGACCAAUGGGACUCGCACCCACUGGCACAACCCUUUGCAAAAAACAUGGCAGUCUGCAGGUCUUUGGACCAUUGUACUGGAACAAGCUGGACUUAUCCACACGACAGCUAGCUAGCAUGUCCACCUUCAAAAGAGCAGUACAUAUAGCUGUAAUGUGAGCGUGGUUUUGUAUGUAGGCUACCGCAUAUGAUGUGUAUACGGUGAUUUUAGAUGUGCUUUUGUAUGUAUCCCUUUGUAUGUAUGCCAAUGGGUAUGCUGUAUAUGUUUUUAUUGAUUCUAUGGAACCCAGGACUCCCUGGAAAACACUGGCAAUUGCUACGGAGUGGCUUUUUGUAACGAUAUUGCAUUUGUAAGCACUAUCAAAAUAGUGUACAGAGAAUGCCCCAAAAAAAUCUGAAGCAAUGCACACAUGUUUAGGGCUAAGCUAUACAGUUUCACUGCCUCUCAUUUUGAAAACAGCCUUUGUCAUGGUCACAGGAAGUUACCACAGCAGUGAAUUAGCUGUGUGAAGCCAGCAUCAAUAAGGAACAUUAAGGCUUGGAUUAAAUUGGUUAUAACAUGAAAAAAAGCACAUACCAAGAUGUGUGCAAUAAUACCAUUUGAUUAGAAUCAGAAGCAACUGUGGAAAAUAAGGUGAUAUCCCAUUAUGUCUAUUUCGCACUAUGGCGAAGACCAUCUGUAUUUUAUUUCAUAACUGGGUUUAUUAUACUAUACACAAGUAGUAUCCAAACCACAGUGCCAUUGAGGCAACCUCCAUUUUGAAGUACUCCAUUUUCUUCUUACUACUUCUAUGAGUUGGCAACAUGGAGAAUGAUAGAGGCCUUUAGUGGCCAAAAGGCUGUAUUAGCAUGGGCAGUGGCAUUGAGGGUUUCCACCGUUUUAAUGUAGUCAACUGGGUGGGACAUCCAAUUUCAUUGGCUGAUCCCUCCUGGUAACCCUGUUGGAGUCAUGUUCAACCGGGUCAACCAGAGGGAUCAGCCAAUCGUGAAGAAAAUUGACUACUUAAAAAUGGAGAUUGCCUCAAUGGCACUGCCCAUGCUGUCAAAGACACUAUAAUGUCACAGAUACAAAGAUGAGUCCUCUAUCUGUAUGGUUUGCAAACAAACAAUGGGUAUAAUUCAUUGGAUGAUCCCUCUGAUGGAAUCGUGUGAUCCUUCCUUGACCCAUAGGAAGUCCCACCCAACUGACUACUUUAAAAUGGUGGAAGCCCUCAAUGGCGAUGUCCAUGCCAAAAUGGGUUUUAGCCAUCUAGAGUCCUUUAACUAUGGUGAUACCCGAGUUUCCCACUUCGAAAGUAUCAUAGUCAACCAAUGGGAAGCAUUUCUGACUUGUAAUAAAAGUAGCAAGUGUUGCUGAACAAUAUGUGAAAUUAUCACUAUGUGUUCACUAUAUGCACAUGAAUGUGGUCCCGUGUGACUCAGUUGGUAGAGCAUGGCGUUUGCAACGCCAGGUUUGUCGGUUCGAGUCCCAUGGGGGUCCAGUACGAAAAUGUGUGCACUCACUACUGUAAGACUGUCUGCUAAAAGACUGAAACAUGAAUGGUUGGAGCAUGUUGGGCUAUACAAAGUUGCCUGCAUAGACACUAUAUCUAUGAUUGCAUGUACCAGAGAUUUUCUGGACAUGAUGUCUCAAUAAAGGGCAUUUAUUCCAUAGAAUUAGGAAUUUGAUUAAAUGUAA
Molecule: messenger RNA, 6012 nt
Organism: Salmo salar (Atlantic salmon)
Lineage: Eukaryota; Metazoa; Chordata; Actinopteri; Salmoniformes; Salmonidae
Source: RefSeq, a predicted model, not a curated record